Lasiodiplodia theobromae is the source of this 1104-nucleotide messenger RNA. Its product is annotated as Phenylacetaldoxime dehydratase family. Bases 1 to 1104 code for a protein of 367 amino acids. The record is from RefSeq and is a predicted model, not a curated record. NCBI's taxonomy places the organism in Eukaryota, Fungi, Ascomycota, Dothideomycetes, Botryosphaeriales, Botryosphaeriaceae. The transcript has a single exon.
AUGAGCUGCCCAGCCCAUCGCAAAUACCCGCUACGGCAACCGAAAAACUACAGGCCUCCAGUCCCUCGCUGGCAACUGCAGCUCCCACCGGGCGUCGACCGCGUCUACACCAUCUACGUCGGCGUCCAGCAACACGCAGCCGACGCACCAACCCAAGCGGCAGCAACGAGAGCAAAAGAACUAAUCCUGAACUGGAUCGACGCCACCCGCCCGGAAGCCCACGAAGCCUUCACCGUCGUCGAAGGCAACGACGAGCCCGCGGGCCGCGCCGACGUCUGGGUCUGCUACUUCACCGACGCCACAGCCUACGAGCGGAGCGCGCGCGCCCUCGCCCUGCCCGCCCUCUACCACGCAUCCAUCGGCCCGGGAUCAUCAAGCAGCAACAACGUCGGCCUGUGGUGCGAGCGCUUCGCCACCGCGGCAUCCCGCCUCGAAACCAACUACUCCGGCCUCGACUACCUGCCGGGACUGGCCCGCGUGGGCGGCGGCGCGACGCCCGUCGAGCACACCUACUCGGCUUACUGGGGCGCCGCGAGGGACCGCAUCCCGGACUCGGCGCACGACCUGUUCGUCAGAUGUCCUGACGACGAGCUGCGCACGACGACGGUGCCGCCGUCAAUCAUUCCCGAUGGCCGCGGAAAGCGGCUCGUGGGGACCAACUACGAGAACAUGGUGCACAUCCGCUCCGGGCAGUUCUGGGAGGGCUGCGGCGACGACGAGGCCGAGGCGUACGAGUCGGUGCUCGAGCCGGCGCUGAUGACGGGGCUGCGGUACCUGUGGGCGAACCAGGCCGAGACGGGGACCGUCGGGCUGCGGUUCGUGCGGAACGCGGACGGCGCCCAGACGGAGAGGAAGGAGACGUGUGCGGCAGGCUUCUUUCGGAGUUUGGAGGACCUCGAGAAUUGGGCGGAGAGGCAUCCCUCGCACAAGGCGAUAUACUUGGGAGCCAUCAAGCACGCGAAAACGUUUGGGCCGGAGAGGAAGAUGAGGACUUGGCAUGAGGUUUCCGUCUUGAAGGCCGGCGAGGCGCGGUUCGAGUACGUCAAUUGUACACCAAAUACGGGCGUGAUUCGCUUCGUGGCUUUGGAUGCGGAAGAUUUGUAG